GAAGACUGACAAGAAACCAGAAUCCGAUCGAAUAGCUACAUAGUCAAAAUAACUUGCUGUGUCCUGAAGAAUGGACUAUACCUCUCGCAUCUUUUCUCGUCCUCCCCCAAACGUCCAUUCUCCUGUCUUGUCCGACGCCGAUCGACCACAUCGAAGCAUCUCAUGGGCUGAAUACGCAUCCGCCGUCAAACGAAUCGCUGUCGGAUUGGGCGCACUGGGCGUCGUCGAGCAGGAUGGUGUCGGCCUCCUCAGUCGCAACGAGAUAUACUACUAUGUGCUCGCGGACGGUGCUAUCGCGGCGGGUGCGACGUUUGUCGGUAUUCCGCCGUCUGACAAAGAGGACAAGGUGGCCACGCACAUGGCCGUAGCGCAUGUGAAAUGGCUGUUCGCCACCCCAGAGUUUUUGGAAUCGGCUCUGACGACGGCGGCAAAUGUGGGCUUAGACAAGUCUCGCGUCCUUGUCUUUGAUCCGCCCGGCCUGGAGCCCUACGAGAAUGAUAAUGGCCAACCCCGCUUCAGCAGCCUUCUCGAGGCAGAUGAGAGUCGCUGGCAGAAUGCUAACCACGGAAAGGAUCCUAGAACACUGACGGCGCUGCGGUUGUUUACCAGCGGCACCACAGGAUCCAUCAAGGCGGCGGAGAUUUCCCACGCGGCGCUCGUGACAAGACUAGAUGCGCAGGACUUUGUCCCAUCGCCGCGCGACCGCGCGCAGCUGCAAUUUAUCAGUCUUUCCUCCGCGGGCGGCCAAAUGAUUUGCCAGCGCGCCUUUGCGGGGUGGCUGCCUGCCUACAUUUCUAACUAUGAUGACGAACUAAGCAUCAUCGACAGAAUCCAGUCGUGUAACAUCUCUGUUAUUCAGUUACCACCCCGGACUAUGGAAGGCAUAACGGCCGUGAUCAAAGCCGGGAUCCGUUCUCGCGAGAGUCUUCAGUCCCUCAGCACCAUCCUAGUCGGUGGAGCAGCUUCUCGAAAAGAGGGAGUCGACCAAUUCGCUUCCAUCUUACCAAGUCAUGUCUUGCUGCGAUCGGGUUACGGAUCGACUGAGGUCGGAAUCAUCGCCAUGACCUCCGCAAGCCUCGACGCCCCCUGGAGACCGGGCCCAGGUUACGUGGGCCUUCUCCCACCUGGUGUCGAGUUGCGCGUGAUAGACCACGAAACGCUCCAGACGAUCAGCUCCGACAUCGAAGGCGAGAUCUGCGUCCGCAACGCAUCCAUGUUCAGCGGAUAUUGUAACAAUCCAACAGCUACAGCCGAAGUGUUCCUCCCCGACGAUGAUGGAGGCGCUCCUUGGUUCAGAACGGGAGAUCGGGGGUAUUUAGAUCCGCAGAGCGGUCAACUCGCCUUGACCGGCCGCUUCAAUGAAAUGUUCACCGUCAAACUGGAGCGAGUUGUACCCUCGGAAGUCGAGGCAGAGCUGCUAAAGCACGAGUCAAUCGCGGACGCCGCGGUGACUGCCACAAGGGCGCGAGACAUCGAAGGAGACAACGAGUGCAUAGCGUACGUUGUGCGAAGAAACGGGGUAGAGUUGACGGCGCGCCAAGUGGUGGAGUUCAUUGCGGCGAGGUUGUCAAACGACAAAGCCCCAACGGGUGGCGUCGUGUUUUGCGAGAGUAUCCCACGGAACGCCAUGAGGAAAAUCAUGAGGCACAAGUUGAUCGAGCUGGAGUCCUUGGCUGGGUCAGAGAGGUACAUUGAAAUAUCCUCUCGGAGUACUCCGUAG
Messenger RNA from Coccidioides posadasii C735 delta SOWgp, 1720 nucleotides. RefSeq names its product putative NRPS-like protein biosynthetic cluster. Gene Ontology annotation, molecular function: CoA-ligase activity. NCBI's taxonomy places the organism in Eukaryota, Fungi, Ascomycota, Eurotiomycetes, Onygenales, Onygenaceae. The record is from RefSeq and is a predicted model, not a curated record.